Messenger RNA from Vollenhovia emeryi, 2004 nucleotides. RefSeq names its product odorant receptor 46a, isoform B-like. Gene Ontology annotation, cellular component: plasma membrane. Bases 730 to 1851 code for a protein of 373 amino acids. Gene Ontology annotation, biological process: sensory perception of smell; detection of chemical stimulus involved in sensory perception of smell. Gene Ontology annotation, molecular function: odorant binding; olfactory receptor activity. The transcript is spliced from 6 exons. Lineage: Eukaryota; Metazoa; Arthropoda; Insecta; Hymenoptera; Formicidae. The record is from RefSeq and is a predicted model, not a curated record.
GACCUAUUUGGAUAUUUACAAACAAUAAAAUGACAACGCAUCGAGCCUCAAAACAAGCAUUUUUCUAAUCGCCUAAAGCGCGCCAGGCCGUUAAGCGAAAUGCCGACUUGUCGUCUAACAGGCUGAAUUUUUCAGGCCAUUAGACUAUAUCGUCGUCGAUUAGCCUAACGGGCGGCAUUUAGCUAAACGCCUAGGCUUUUAGCUAAAUGACUAAUUUCGCUAUCGGGCUACGACAUAUAUAUAUCUUCUCUUGUCAUUAACUUUCUUCUAGGAAAAUUAUUAAACGAUAUACAUAUAAGGUAAGAAGUACAAUAAUUAAACUGGUACUACUUUCAAUUAAGAACUAUUGUAAUAAAUUAUAAAUAGAAUUCACACGAAUACAUCGCAAAGUAAGCUCAUUGCUUUAUCCAUUAAUCAAGUAAUUGACAAAACAGAUGUCAUAAAUACAUGCCUGUGAAACGAAUUAUGAUACUACGUGUUUAAUAUAACCUACAGAUACGACACGCAACUAGUUUUUGUCGUUGCUCUGUAAAAGUCAUAUCGUUACGUAUUCAUUUGCUUAUGUGAUAAAUUUAAUUUAGCAAUAACUUGCAAAUAUGGUGUCUAUAAACUGAAAUCAUCUUAUCUUUAUAUUAUGAUUUAAUGAUGAUUGUGAAAAUAUGAAUUGCAUAUGAACUCACGGUUCAUUUCAAAAUUAAAGAAAGAAACAGCACGAUUUAAUAUUUUAAAAUGAGUAUCUUCAUGCAUUACGAUAGACUAUUAUAUGUGAUACGUGUGUGGGGAACGUUUACUGCUGUUUGGCCAUUAGAUUUUAGAGCUGGAAAACUUAAAGCUUUUUUUUAUGACAUUUUUUGGUGUAUUUGCGUGGUGAAUAUGACAAAUCAAUGUUAUUUACUUGUUAAAAGUAUAUUUCCGGUACAUUUCGAUCAAAAAGAUUUUGAUAUAAUAAAAAUAGUGGUGGAAUUGAUAUUCAGUGCAGAAGCACUUUUUAAUUGUCUCUAUUGUAGAAUACGAAGACAACAGUUACAGAAGUUGUUGUUCGACAUUGAACAAUGUGCUCAAACUUGGACGCCUUACGAAAAAACUAUGAGGGAGAAAUUUAUGCGUAAGACGUAUGCGAUAUACCUUUCUUUAGCAACGAUAUAUAUUACGGGCGCAUUGUUGUUCCUCCUUUUGCCAGUAUUAACAGAUAGCAUUUUGCCACUCAACGUCGUGUAUCCUUUUUCAAUAUCUAAGUUUUGGAUUUAUUGCGUAGCUUACGCGAUGAACACGUUUUCCAUUUCACAAUCGUCGACUACUAUAGUUGUCGAUAUGAUAAUAAUUACGAUAUUGUGGCAAGCUGUCUUCAAAUUUAAAUUGUUAGGCAUGCCGAUGCGUUCGAUGGUUACUGCCAACAAACUCCGAACCUGCAUAACAACGUAUCAAGAUAUUUGCAACUACGUACGGGAAAUCGAAUGUAUCGUUAGUUAUUUGCUCCUCAAAUUGACAAUAGUUACUUCUGGUUACGUAAUCACUUGUGGUCUGCUAAUUCAAAACAACGCACCUAUAGUGGAAAUAAGUAUAUUUCUUAAAAUCACUUCUAUUUCGAUUUGGAGGCUCUUUGUUUGCUGCUGGUCGGCACAAGCAGUGACUGACAUGUCUUACAACUUAUCUUGGCAAAUCUAUAAUUCUCCAUGGAUAAAUGCAUCACGGAACACACGACGAAUAAUUUUUAUGAUUGUUCAAAGAUGUCAGAAACCAAUUGUAAUUAGCGGAACCAGUUUCAUACCUGUAAUUUCUAUAAGAUUUUGUGGAAAAGUUCUUUCCACUACGUUUUCAUAUUUUAUGGCAUUGCGAACAAUACUAUAUUAGACUUGGAGAUUUCAUACAAUUUAUCAGUAGUCUAUGAUAAUCUUCAACAUUUACAAUGUAAAAUUGGAACAGAAAGGUAUCCUCUCUUAAUCUUAAUAAUUAAAAUUGUAAUAUUUCAAAUGUAUUUUUAAAAACGCGUGUAUAUGUGUAUAA